UUUAGAACCACGCACGGGUAGCGGAUUUAUCGACUCAGACGAAUUUUGAUCAUAGGUAUAGGCGCCUCCGCCACAUUGGAGUUGCAGUCCGCGCCUCUCGUACCCCUCACGACCCAUUAUCUUCCCUAUUUCCAUUAUUCUAUUCACUAUUAUAUAUAUAAAUAUAUAUAAUACCGAUUACAUCCAUCUUUUCUCUCUUGUUUCCAAGAAGAAUAAUCCAAUUUAGACUAUUGUGUGUAUGUAUCUAAAAGAGAGAGACGAAUACAACAGUAAAAGAUUGACGCCUCGAAUCAAGGACCAGCGACAAUCUCUCUUCAUCGCCGUCGUUCAAAUCAGGGUUUCUGAGUUGUGAAACCCUAAUCGGAACGGAAAGAGAUCGAUGGCACAAAAUGGGCAGGGAAUUGACCCUGCCGUCCUUGAUGACAUUAUCAAUCGGCUUUUGGAGUUCCGGCAAGCGAGGACCGUCAGGCAAGUUCAGCUCUCCGAGAACGAGAUCCGCCAACUGUGUACCGUUUCCAAAGAAAUCUUCCUCCAACAACCCAAUCUCUUGGAGCUCGAAGCUCCCAUCAAGAUCUGCGGUGACAUCCAUGGGCAAUAUGGUGACCUUUUAAGGCUUUUUGAAUAUGGAGGGUUUCCUCCUGAAGCCAAUUAUUUAUUCCUAGGGGAUUAUGUGGACCGCGGCAAGCAGAGUUUGGAAACAAUAUGCCUUCUGCUUGCCUAUAAGAUAAAAUACCCAGAGAACUUCUUUCUUUUAAGGGGAAAUCAUGAAUGUGCUUCCAUUAACAGGAUUUAUGGAUUUUAUGAUGAAUGUAAACGCCGGUUUAAUGUGAGACUUUGGAAAAUCUUCACUGAUUGUUUUAAUUGCCUUCCUGUGGCUGCUCUCAUAGACGAAAAAAUAUUGUGUAUGCAUGGUGGUCUUUCCCCUGAUCUAGCAAAUUUAGAUCAGAUAAGAAACUUAUCUCGUCCAACUGAUGUUCCUGACUCUGGUUUGCUUUGUGAUUUACUUUGGUCGGAUCCUAGCAGAGAGAUGAAAGGUUGGGGAAUGAAUGACCGGGGAGUCUCGUAUACCUUUGGCCAUGAUAUGGUGGCAGAAUUUUUAAUGAAGCACGAUAUGGACCUUGUUUGUCGUGCACAUCAGGUUGUGGAGGAUGGGUAUGAAUUCUUUGCCGACAGACAGCUUGUUACAAUAUUCUCUGCUCCCAAUUACUGUGGUGAAUUUGAUAAUGCCGGCGCAAUGAUGAGUGUUGAUGAAAGUUUAAUGUGCUCUUUCCAGAUUUUGAAGCCAGCAGACAGAAAACCUAGAUUCCUAUAAACGAAGAAGCCCUGCCUUUGCGGCGUUUGCAUGAGUUGGUGAAGGUCUCGUGAAGAUGCUGGAUUUUAAGCCUAUUAAAGUUGAGUAUGUAAACGUUGCUAUCAUUAUGCUAGCCAUUUAGACUAUUUAGAGUUUAAAAUAUUUUCUUUUCAGAAAUAUUGUGUUUUGAGUUGGAAGUUUCAGGACUUCCAAGAUUGGCUGCAACUAUUUCCUGAAGUGGUGACACAAAGUGCAAAAAAAAUCUUUCUUAUUAAAUUUUUUUUUUAAUUUUUAAUUUUUUAUUUCUCACGCAAAUUUACAGUAAUUGUAAAUGCAUUUGAAUUUGUAAAUUGUUGUGAACUUGUAGAUUUCAGGGGGUUAAUUCGGUUGAUUUUGUGUCA
Molecule: messenger RNA, 1692 nt
Organism: Cornus florida
Lineage: Eukaryota; Viridiplantae; Streptophyta; Magnoliopsida; Cornales; Cornaceae
Product: serine/threonine-protein phosphatase PP1 isozyme 2
Exons: 4
Coding region: 380-1312 (310 amino acids)
Cellular component (GO): cytoplasm; nucleus
Molecular function (GO): protein serine/threonine phosphatase activity
Source: RefSeq, a predicted model, not a curated record